This is a messenger RNA of Physcomitrium patens, 4117 nucleotides long. RefSeq names its product ABC transporter A family member 8. Gene Ontology annotation, molecular function: lipid carrier activity; ATP binding; ABC-type transporter activity. The record is from RefSeq and is a predicted model, not a curated record. Lineage: Eukaryota; Viridiplantae; Streptophyta; Bryopsida; Funariales; Funariaceae. Gene Ontology annotation, cellular component: intracellular membrane-bounded organelle; membrane. Gene Ontology annotation, biological process: lipid transport; transmembrane transport.
ACUGUACCCGACUACUGGACGGUCGAGAAUUGAUGGUAGGGACUGGGAAACGUGGCCUGAAGGAUUGGGGGUGUUCUAAACUCAGACGGCGAGGAAAUACUGUACCUUAUUUUCACAUCGGGGACCUGGGUGGAACUGGACCAGGUUGUUUGCUUUGCUUAGUUAGUUGCUUUCCUCGUGGAUGUUGCCUCAUAGGUGUCUCCAAAGGGAAAAUCAAUCUAAUUCGGGCUAGCGCUCAAUUGUGAAUGAACAGUGUACGGCUGUAGGUGCUUUACGCCCCAAUGGCAUUUGCAGACACUACUACUACUACUACUGCUGCUGCUGCCUUUUCGUUGUCCGUUGGUUGUUGACACGCACACCUCUGUUGGCUGUUACACGAAUUGAUGCAAAGUCGCACCAUGCGGUGUGUGGACCUAUGCCUUGUUGUGGAUUCAAUUCCGUAACCGUGCGGAAUCUGGGGAAUCCCUCAAGUCCUUGUAUGCUUUGACGUUUAGAUCCGGCUCCGGAGGUUGCACAGGGAUGCGGAGAUUUCACAGGGCUGGCCGACACUUGGCAGUAUUUAGGACUUGACAGAUCCCAGAGUUUAUGAGAUGUGUGUGCGGCAAAAUUACUAGACUUUUGGGAACGUUCAAGGGGGUUGGGAUCUAGGAAGUCGACACAGACGCGGAAUAAGUCGAGAGGAUUGCUUGAGCAUAUUUCGUGAAGAAGUUCGGACGUUUUUAAGCUUCGGAAUGUUGUCCGACACUUCGUGGCCGGAGUUUUACAACUUGUCAUUGUAUCAGAGGUUCAUAGCAGGGGUCAGAGGGAGUAGGGAGAGUAAUUCUUUGAUCACACUGCGGAUGGUCAACUUGUACAUUGAAGUUUUGCAGUUUUAGUCGAAUGCUCAUACAGGUGAUCACCGGACGUGGAGUAAGGUUUAAUAUUUUCGUAGCGAGAGAGAGCGCAGGAAACAGUCGACCAGUUGUAAUGGACUCCUCUUUUGUGGACCCGGAAAAGGGCAGACUAACAGAUGAGUCUCAGCUACGUACUUCCUGUAGAACUCAAGCGGAUGCCCUGUUCCGCAAAAAUCUUACAUAUCAGAAACGGAACUGGAAAACAAAUUGCUGCCUUAUAAUCUUUCCAGUUGCCCUCUGCAUCACUCUCGUCGUGAUGCAAGCAGUCAUCAACACCUCCAUCCGCGAUCGCUUCAAGUGUGGCUGUAAAGAUGUGCCCAAUUCCAACGGCGUUGGCACAACCAGGAAGUGCGGAAUCCAAUACUCCGCCCCCGAUGAAGCUCCGUUUUGUGGAAUCGAUAAACCACAUCCAUGGCCCGCCAUGCUACAGGUUCCUAGACCGCAGUUCAGGGCCACUAAAAGCUCCUAUUACCCAGAUUUGACACAGGAUGUGAACUGUAGAGCGGCUGGUACUUGUGCAGUGACAAUCCCCUACACUGGAACUAAUAAAACUACAGCUGAUGCGAUGGCGGAAGGACUUUUAGGUACUGGCACAGUGGAUCCCUUUGACCAAAAGACGUACUCCCUCUCUGCUGUAGUACCGGGAACAGAUGCCACUCCGGUCGGAUCCCUUCUCUUCGAAUCUGCAUUCACUUAUCCCACACCUAUCUACAUUCUUCGAUCCAAUUGUGAGAACUCGACGGACAACUUCUCUUUCACUACCACCACUCAAGGAUUUAAGAUCAAUCGAGAUUUUAAAUGCUUGGUAUCAAGGUCUUUGUGGCGUGCCAAUGCUUCCUCGGUGAACGAAAUGCUCUAUGCAGGCUACGUACGUGGCAACAAACGAAAGGAGAUCAACGAAGUUCCAGUUGCUUAUGAUUUCAGGAAUACGACUACGGAGAGGUUUGAUGUGAUGGUAUGGUACAAUGAAACUUUAGCAAACCGAACUGGCUUUCGCCCUUCUUCACUCAUUCGUGUAUCUCGCUCUGUGAACAUGGCAUCACAAGCAUUUUUGCGGCUCAAGUUGGGGCCAACGGCUGAACUUCCAUUACUGUUCGUGAAAGACAUGCCGAAAGGGGCCAAGCAUUUGAGCCUAAACUUUUCGCUGAUCAUCGGGCCACUUUUCUACAUGUGGAUAUUGGGCCUCUUGUUUCCCGUGGUGCUCACCGCUAUAGUAUACGAGAAGCAGUAUAAUGUUCGGAUGAUGAUGAAGAUGCAUGGCCUCGGCGAUACAGCUUACUGGGUCAUCACCUACUUGUAUUAUGUAGUUCUGUUCUGUCUUUAUAUGAUCAGCUUCAUCGUAUUCAGCUCCCUUGUCAAGCUUUCUUUCGUCACGAAAAAUUCGUACAGUUUACAAGCUGUGUUCUACUUCCUUUACAUUAACAUGAUUAUUUCGCUUGGUUUCGUCGCGUCCAAUUUUUUUCGGAAUGUCCGAACCGCGACAGCCUUUGGAUAUUUAUACGUGUUUGGAGCUGGACUACUAGGGGCUUUCAUCUUCAAGAAUUUCAUUGUGAACCCAGCCACCGACAGAAAAAUAGUCACCGGAUUGCAGCUCAUUCCUGCUUUUGCAACGUACCGUGGUGUCUACGAGUUUGUAGAGUAUUCAAUCCUAGCAAUUCAUAUGAAUUCGAAGGGGAUGCAGUGGAGCAAUCUCAAGGAUGAGAAUAACGGAUUGCGAACUGUCAUGCUCAUCUUGCUCAUUCAGUGGUUCGUCUUUAUGCUCCUCAACUUCUACUUGGAUGGGGUAGUAGCGUCUGCGAGCGGAAUAAGUAAGCAUCCCCUAUUCUUCUUGAACUUCAGACGCAAAGGUAACAAAAAUAAACUUGCUAUCAGUUCAAGCUCCAACCUCACAAGCUUCCGCAAAUUCUCUCGCAACUUCUCUGGCAGCUCAAGUGCUGUGGUGCACAUGAGCUCUGAAGACAAGCUAGUUUCUGAACGACCAGAUGUUGCCAGAGAGAACGAACUGGCUAAGGAUUUGGCUGCCAACCCCUGCAAGAAGUACCCAAUAGUUUGCGACAAUCUGCAGAGGGUGUAUCCUGCCAGAGAUGGUAACCCACCCAAGUAUGCUGUGCGGGGAUUCUCUUUAGCAGUUCCGCGGGGUGAAUGCUUUGGAAUCCUUGGGCCAAAUGGAGCAGGAAAAACGAGCUCUAUUAACAUGAUGAUCGGAUUUCUGAAGCCAACCGAUGGCACUGCUUACAUACAUGGGAUGGACAUUGUCACAGAUAUGGAUCGCAUCUACUCUUGCAUGGGCGUUUGCCCCCAACAUGAUUUGCUUUGGGGAUAUUUAACCGGUCGGGAGCAUCUUCUGUUUUACGGUCGACUGAAGAACUUGAAAGGGAGAGAACUCACUGAUGCUGUUGAAAAAUCACUCAAGAGUGUUAAUCUUUUCGACAAGGGAGUGGGUGAUAAACAGUGUCGGAUGUAUUCUGGUGGGAUGAAGAGGAGGCUGAGUGUUGCCAUCUCUCUCAUUGGGAAUCCAAAAGUGGUGUAUAUGGACGAGCCCAGCACUGGCCUGGAUCCAGAGUCUCGGAAUAACCUCUGGAACGUGGUGAAGCAGUCCAAGCAAGACCGUGCCAUCAUCCUCACAACCCAUUCCAUGGAGGAGGCAGAAGCUUUGUGCGACCGGCUUGGGAUUUUUGUAAACGGCGAGCUGCAAUGUAUAGGCAAUGCUAAAGAGCUUACUGCCAGGUACGGAUGCCUUUAUGUCCUGACAAUUACAACACCCCCAGAGGAGGAAGCUGAGGUGGUAGCAUUGGCAAAGUCUCUAUCCCCCAACGCCCAUCAGAUUUAUGGCAUCUCCGGCACCCAAAAGUUCGAGCUACCGAAGACGGACGUGAGAAUUGCAUCCGUUUUCUCUGCUAUCGAAAAAGCGAAGAACCGCUUGCAUAUUCGAGCGUGGGGUCUAGCCGACAUUACCUUGGAAGAUGUUUUUAUCAAGGUGGCUCGACAAAGUGGUGGAAUGCAGCUUCAAUAAUUUCCACAUCAAGAGUGCUACAACCCAAACGGUGUUUGUAGGACUGUACAUGACCAUAUUGCAUUCCACUCCAAUUCCUGAGUUCAUGUUCAAUUGCUCAGUUAUCUGUACAAUACAACCCACAUACAGUUUGCAGCUACAGCUUUUUGUAUCGAUUCUUUCUUUUGGGUAGUAAAACACGCCCUGCAAGUCUGCACCUUGCUUCAUCCAA